Chelmon rostratus (copperband butterflyfish) is the source of this 3356-nucleotide messenger RNA. Its product is annotated as aminopeptidase O (putative). Gene Ontology annotation, molecular function: metalloaminopeptidase activity; zinc ion binding. The record is from RefSeq and is a predicted model, not a curated record. The transcript has 17 exons. NCBI's taxonomy places the organism in Eukaryota, Metazoa, Chordata, Actinopteri, Chaetodontiformes, Chaetodontidae. The coding region runs from base 35 to 2677 and encodes 880 amino acids. Gene Ontology annotation, cellular component: nucleolus.
UGCCUCUGCUAAACUUUGACACCAUUUGUGUGACAUGGAGCCAGACGGGGACCUAAACCCCGACACGGAUGACCUUCCACUCCGAGCCAAUACUAACCACAUACUUGUCAGGCAUUAUGCGCUGGACCUGACUGUUCAUUUUGACAGGAAGGUCAUCAGUGGUAGUGCUGUUCUAUUCCUGGAGCCUUGCUUUGGUCUGGGAACUAAGGCUAAGGAUGACAUUGGACCUGGAAUUGGUGUGGGAGCUGGGACUGUAGAGCCUGUAGAGAAGAUGUUUGGCCCUAAAGAGAGAGAUGGAGAUGAAUUUCAGGCUCUGUCUGGGGUUGGGUCACAGACUGCGACUAGAACUGAAACUGUUCAGUCUUCACAUUUGUGGGAAACCACCAGUGACGACGAUUUCACCUUAGUGCUGGACUGCUGUGACCUCAAUGUGUCAAAGGUUGAAGAGGUGGACGUCACCUCUGUGUCAGCCAUGUCUAGCCUCCUACCAGGGGAUGCAUCUGAGAGAUCUGGGGACCUUUCAGUGAACCCACAAGCAACCUUUAUUCAGACCCUUAUUUCCAGUCCCUCUAGCCAAUGGAGGCAGAGGAACCAGCUUUUUUCGCUGUGUAGCCGUUCCCCUGGUGCUCAGGAUGGCAGCUCACUGCAUUUUCAUAGGGACCGAUGGAGUCUGCAGGUGAGGAAGAAGGGGGUCGCAUCGCCUCAGGAGUUCCCUCAUGCCCUCAGGAUCUGCUAUGAGACAAAGCCAACGGGAGGCUCUGUGAGGUGGACUAAAGAUCAGGACAACAGGGUGUGUGUUUACACUGCCGGCUCUCCCAUCAACAAUCGAGCCCUCUUCCCCUGCCAGGAGCCGCCUGUUGCCAUGUCAACAUGGCAGGCAACAGUACGGGCCCCCAGUGAGAGUGUGGUUUUGAUGAGUGGGGAGGAGCAGACUGUACCUAUUGAGGAUGGGGACACAUGUUUCUUAAUCUGGAGUUACUACGUCACUAUGCCCAUGCCUGCCUCCACCUUCACCUUGGCAGUGGGCCACUGGCGCCAAGUCACUGCAGAAAUUCCCCAGGCAUUGGAGGCAGGGGUGAGGGACAGGACGGAUUGUGGCGAGCCGGCCAAGCUCGGGGCUGGACCUGGGGAAUGGACUGAGGCUAAGCUCGUGUCUGGACUUGGAAGCUCUACCAGCGAAGUAGUAAAGGGCUCUCCACUCCAGACUGGCAGAGACCAGACCACCCGCUCAGACUCUGCAUUCUGGUACUCUUCCCUUGAGGAUGAGGGGCUCUCUGUAACUGAUUACUCAGCCAUGGUGGAUGACGGCAUCUCUUGUUCCCAUGGUGACUACCCUUGCCGAUUUGCUGAGCGGUCGGCUAGGUCCCAGCGGGUGAUUCCUCACCGUGUGUUUGGCCCCGUCUGCUUGCUGCGGAAGGCCCAGACAAUCCUCAAGCUGUUGCCUCGAUGUUUGGCUGCAGCCCACACCAUUCUGGGGGUUCACCCAUUUCCCCGCCUUGAUGUUCUCAUCGUCCCAGCAGGGUUCUCCAGUCUGGGCAUGGCCAGCCCCCAUAUAAUUUUCCUGUCCCAGAGUGUUUUGUAUGCUGGGAGUGCUGGUUCUCGGGACUGCGACCUGUCUCUGUGUGGGUCCAGGAUGUGCCAUGAGAUCGCCCACUCCUGGUUCGGCCUGGUUAUCGGAGCCAGAGAUUGGACUGAGGAAUGGAUCAGCGAGGGCUUUGCCACCUACCUGGAGGACAUAAUCUGGGCCCAAGCACAACAACUCUCCAUGCAAGAGACAGCAGAACAGUCUGACCUGAAGGCGCUGCUGAGGUGGAGACGACUCUCUGAUGAGUUAAAGAACUCAGAGGAGGCACUUCAAAUCCUCAGACCUAACAUGGAGAACACUGGUCAGGUCAGUGAGUCUGGCUCCUCCACAGUUAAACAUGCCCUCAACCCUGACAAAGCCUUCAUGCAAGUCCACUACCUCAAGGGUUACUUCCUCCUCAGGUUCUUGGCCAGUCAAGUGGGAGAGCAACAAUUCCACGACUUCUUCAGAUUAUUCGUGAAGAAAUAUCACGGCCAACUCAUUUUAUCUCAGGAUUUCCUGCAAAUGCUGCUGAUUGCCUUUCCCGACAUGGAGAGAAAAGGCCUCACCCUCAGUGCUAUUUAUGCUGACUGGCUCGAUCAACCGGGAAUUCCAAAGUGGCUGUAUGAAAGGAGCGCCGUGUGGUCACAGGCGAGGCUGGUGGAAGAAGUCAAAGCAGAGGUUGUAAAAUGGAUUCUCCUCAGUCAGAGUCAUCAGGGGAAGGGCAGAAAGCGGAAGAGAAUAGAGCCCAAGGUGAACUACAAAGAGGUGACGUCGGAGCAGCUUGUGAUGCUUUUGGAGCUUCUGCUCGAGGAAGAGGAGCUAAGCGAGGCGACAGUGCGCGCCCUGCAGAGAACGUACGACCUACAGAAUCGAGACGCUGAGGUGCGACAUCGCUGGUGUGAGCUGGUGGUCAAACACGCGUACACUCAGGCUUACAGAGACGUGGAACACUUUCUGGUUCAUGACCAAGCCAUGGGUGUGUAUCUGUACGGGGAGCUGAUGGUUCAGGAGUCCCCUGAGCAGCAGGCUCUGGCCUCACGGUGCCUCUCAUUGGUCAAGGAAGAAAUGGACCAAUCAGCACGCAGAGUGGUGGAGGAGAUGGUCCUAUGACAUUAGAGGUUGCUGACUACAGACGGAGAUGACAGGAGUUUGGCACACGGGUGUACGGGAGGUCCAGCACUCACCUCCUCUUCCUCUGCAGGAGAGGGGACGCUGCAGAAUCACUCAGCAGUGUGAACACCAGAAGGCUCUGCACUUACUCUACAGCCAAGGCCAACUGGCAAGUUUUAGAGCACAGCAGUUCUGUUCAUUCAAGUCUAAAGAAAUGGAUGAUGUGUGUGUGCGUGUGUGUGGACCAGUAAUGAUACAAGCUGUUCCUAGUGAGAAAUGAAGUUGUUGACUGCAUUAUUGUUGUGGUAAGAAAGAAAAAAUACAUAAUUUCACCUGUUUUAAAAUGUUAGAUCACAGAGAAAGACGCUGCGCCUCCAUCCACGUUUAAGAACCUGGGCUGCUCUGUUUGAAUUAGUCUGUGUGUGGCUGUGUAGGUGUGAGUUCAUGUCUGUUUAGUCUGAAACCAUGAUCUGGUUCUUUAGAGUUUAGACUGGAAAUACCUCCAGGUGAGUCAUGUUUUUACACAUAACAAAUUACUUCACUCAGGCCUGCAACAACUCUGGAAAAUAUACACCUGAUGACUCUCGGGCAUUUCUAUACGUGUAAAUUCUGUUUUUCCUCUGUAUGAUUUUAAGUUGAAAUAUUUGAUAUGUUGAUAUUAAAAUAAAAUGUUUUCUUA